AUGUCAGGUCAAGUAUUGUUUUUUAUAGAUUAUUUAUUAUCAUUAAUUGGAAGUUUAUUAUUAGUAGUUUGUGUAAUAGUAGGAGUAGCUUUUUUGACUUUAUUAGAACGUAAGGUUUUAGGAUAUAUUCAAAUUCGUAAGGGGCCUAAUAAAGUAGGUUUUAUAGGGUUAUUGCAGCCUUUUAGUGAUGCUGUGAAGUUAUUUACUAAGGAACAAACUUAUCCUUUAUUGUCAAAUUAUAUUUUUUAUUAUUUUUCUCCUAUUUUUUCUUUAUUUUUAUCAUUAUUAAUUUGAAUGAGAAUACCUUACUUAAUUAAAUUAUAUUCUUUUAAUUUAGGUGUUUUAUUUUUUUUAUGUAUUACAAGUUUAGGGGUUUAUACUGUAAUAGUUGCUGGAUGAUCUUCAAAUUCAAAUUAUGCUUUAUUAGGGGGUUUACGAGCAGUAGCUCAAACUAUUUCUUAUGAAGUAAGUUUAGCAUUAAUUUUAUUAAGAUUUAUUUUUUUAAUUGGGAAUUAUAAUUUUUUAAAUUUUUAUUUAUAUCAAAAAUUUAUAUGAUUUAUUAUUUUUUGUUUUCCUUUAAGAUUAGUUUGAUUUGCUUCAUGUUUAGCUGAGACUAAUCGGACUCCUUUUGAUUUUGCUGAAGGAGAAUCUGAAUUAGUUUCUGGAUUUAAUGUAGAAUAUAGAAGAGGGGGAUUUGCUUUAAUUUUUUUAGCAGAAUAUUCAAGAAUUUUAUUUAUAAGAAUAUUAUUUAGAGUAAUUUUUUUAGGUAGAGAUAUUUAUAGAAUUAUAUUUUUUUUAAAAUUAACUAUAAUUUCUUUUUUAUUUAUUUGAGUACGAGGGACUUUGCCUCGGUUUCGUUAUGAUAAAUUAAUAUAUUUAGCUUGAAAGAGAUUUUUACCUAUAUCUUUCAAUUAUUUAUUUUUUUUUAUUGGUUUAAAAUUUUUUAUUUUGUCUCUAUUAUUUUAAUGAAUAAUUUUUAGUAUUAAAUAAAUUAAUAGAAGGAUUUACUUCUUUCUUAUGUUUUCAAGACAUAUGCUAUAAAAGCUUAUUAAUUUAAUUUAAUAAUUUAUCUCAAUAUUUAGAUAACAUUGGAUUAAUAAUAAAAUAAGAGAAGUAUAAAACUGUUAAAAUUUGUCCUGUUAAUACAUAAGGAUCUUCUACAGGUCGAGCUCCAAUUCAUGUUAGAAGAGAAGCAAUAAUUACUAUAUUUCAAAAUAAAAUUUGAUUUAAUGGAUAAAAUUGGAACCCUCGGAAUUUACUAAUAUGAGUAAAUGGAAAAAUUAUUAAAAUUGCAAUUGAUAAAACUAAUGCAAUUACUCCUCCUAAUUUAUUAGGAAUUGAUCGUAAAAUUGCAUAUGCAAAUAAAAAAUAUCAUUCAGGUUGAAUAUGAACAGGAGUAACUAAGGGAUUAGCAGGAAUGAAAUUUUCUGGAUCUAUUAAUAAAUAAUUAAAUUUUCAAAUAAAUCCUAUUAAAAUUCAUAUAAAAAUAAUAAAUCCAAUAAUAUCCUUAUAAAUAAAAUAAGGAUGAAAAGGAAUUUUAUCAACAUUAGAAUUUAAUCCUAAUGGAUUAUUAGAUCCAGUUUGAUGUAAAAAUAAUAAAUGAAUUAUAGUUAAUGCUAAUACAAUAAAAGGUAAAAUAAAAUGAAAAGUAAAAAAUCGGGUUAAAGUUGCAUUAUCAACAGCAAAUCCUCCUCAAAUUCAUU
Aedes albopictus (Asian tiger mosquito) is the source of this 1703-nucleotide messenger RNA. RefSeq names its product NADH-ubiquinone oxidoreductase chain 1-like. Gene Ontology annotation, molecular function: NADH dehydrogenase activity. The transcript has 2 exons. Lineage: Eukaryota; Metazoa; Arthropoda; Insecta; Diptera; Culicidae. Gene Ontology annotation, cellular component: membrane. Gene Ontology annotation, biological process: aerobic respiration. The record is from RefSeq and is a predicted model, not a curated record.